AUGAGAAAGUGUUAUGGGAAUAGUGCAGUGACUUUAAUUUCUAUAAAUACAAAUGCCAAGGAUGAAAAAAUAGAUAAAUGGAUGGAAGAACAAUGGCUCAGGUAUGAGAACUCCUUCAACAGUGAAGAGAAUAAGGAUCAAGCAAGUUUGGGACUAUCUAGUUCACUAGCAGCUGUCAAAGCCCGUGAUCGUGGUAAUCCUAUAGAUGGAAUUUAUUCUAUUCUAGGACUGUUGCCUUAUGGUGAAAAAGUGCCAGUUAGUUAUAAAUCAAAGAUAUGUCCUGAGUGUUCAGAACAAAAAGAAAAUAAGGACUGCAAACAUGAGGCAAAAAAUAAAAAAAGACCUAUUUAUACUAAAGAUGAAAUGGAAAAAACUUUAUUAGAGAUUGAUGAAAAAGGUUCAAGCAAUGUUGUGGGAGCAAUGGAUGUAAAUCAUAAAUUAGGGAAUAUCAAAUUAAAUGAAAAUGGAGUCAAGUUAAUUGGCUCUCAGCACAAAAUAAUUCACCCGAAUUUAUUUAAUAUGGGAGAAAAAUCAUCUCUAAAAGCAGAUGGGGGGUAUGCAAAUCAAUUUUUAGUAAAUACAGCAAGCGGCGGGUCUUUUUUUUUACAAGGAGCGGGGGAAAUCCUUGAAAAAGCAAAAGAUGGUGAUAUUUUAGUAGUGGUUAAUAGUUCUUCUAAGAGAGGAGAGAAUUUUUUAGCAUCGAACGGGUUUGCUAUUUUAGUGCCAAGUGAAAGUAAUUUUGAUUGUCCAAUAAGCAUAUUGAAGUUAGUGAGUUUGCCACGAGAAGGAACCAAAAUCAUUGCUGAGUUUAAAAUUGGCAAGCAUACAAGAGAAACGGAAGAGAGAGUAAAAAUACUUUUGCGAAUGCAAAGUCAACUACUAAGAUUGUCUGCGAAAAAUAAGAAAGAUGAAAGUGGUUGUUUGAUUAAGAAGCAGUUAGAAAAGGUUAAGGGAGAGUUGAGUAAAUAUAUAAUAAAUUUUGAAAAAAUUUGCGAAGAUGAAAAGGAAAGAAUAAAAGCAAAAAUAGAAUUAAAGAGAAUCGAGGGAGAAAAUGAGAAUAACUGGAAAAAUAUUCAUCGAGAUUUCAAAGACAGCCUGACACCUAAUGAUGUUGAAUUUGCAAUUUACUUGGAAGGUCAGGGAAAGACUCCCGAAUGGUGUUUAAAUUGUGAUGAUAUGGACAAAUUGAGGGAAGAAUAUAUUAAUAAAAGAAAGAUGAAAGAAAAUAUUAACGAAAGUGAGAAUAGUAUUAGUAUAACAAAUAUAGUAUCUCAGUUCGGUGAAGAAAUUGAAUCCCAACUUCUUAAACCAGUCCUGCUAAAGCCAAGUAAAAUUUCUUCUCAACCACUAACCGAACAAAACCAGACUUCUGCUAUUCAACUGCAAGAAGAAAAAUCAGAAACAUUUACUCAAAUCGAAACUAGCAAUGAUUGA
Molecule: messenger RNA, 1434 nt
Organism: Entrophospora candida
Lineage: Eukaryota; Fungi; Glomeromycota; Glomeromycetes; Entrophosporales; Entrophosporaceae
Source: the annotation of a GenBank genome assembly